Messenger RNA from Branchiostoma floridae (Florida lancelet), 2282 nucleotides. RefSeq names its product tomoregulin-2-like. The record is from RefSeq and is a predicted model, not a curated record. Gene Ontology annotation, molecular function: epidermal growth factor receptor binding; receptor ligand activity. Gene Ontology annotation, biological process: epidermal growth factor receptor signaling pathway. Lineage: Eukaryota; Metazoa; Chordata; Leptocardii; Amphioxiformes; Branchiostomatidae. The transcript is spliced from 5 exons. The coding region runs from base 527 to 1021 and encodes 164 amino acids.
CGCGGGGCACACCUGAAUUAGCCAGCCCUCCGCCGUGUCAUUUCUCCUUAUACGGCAACAUCAAACGGACUCAUCUGCCUCGUGGCCCGCCUUUCCAACGUCUCCGUUACCAUGGCAACAAGGCCAUUAUAACAGCACCGCCAAACACCUGCAGAGCCCCACAGAAAAGGUGUAACAAUAGCACGAAACGCCUGGAGGGGCAGAGGGUUAACUAACUGGUUUGCAGGCAUGCCAGGCAUGGCAAUUACAGGUGACGUAGGAGCAAGUGGAGACAAUAGCAACUGAAGGUGGGAAACCUGAGAGGAGACCCACUUCCGGAAGUAUCUAGGCUAAAACGUCAAAACGACAUCUUCAAAUGUAUCCUGUGGGCUUGGUAAAUUCUCUGUAAAAGAAGAGGAAACAACGUCAGCGACUGACGUAUCCUGUCGGUAGAUUUUGACAGCUGGAGAGGUAUUUAAAUAGUGUGAUAGGGCAGACGACUGACCAGUCUUCACAGGCCGCUGCUAAAGCCGAGACCACACACACCAUGCGUCCCCAGAGUGUCUGGAAUGUCCUGUUAGCUGUUGGAUACUGGUGCCUUAUUCAAGUGGCCAAGGCACAGAUUCAAACAGAAGAAGAGAGGUUGGACAGUUCAACAGCGCCGACAUCCCUAGGACUCAUGAGGACAAAAAUGCCAGAAGACCGGUACACUACUACUCAGCUGCCAUGUCCUUCUAGACGAUACGAUGGAUUCUGUUUGAAUGGUGGUGUGUGCCUUACCGUACAGGUUGGACAUAAUCAUCGAGAGCCAAGAUGUGAGUGUCCAAUAGAUUACAUUGGUCGUCGCUGUGAAAGAAGUAACCCACUCUAUCUGGAAACCCAAAGCGGUAAGCCAGAAGAUAAGAACUAUGUGAUUGCUGGAGCUGUGUGUGGCGGCAUCAUUAUACUUGCCUUGGUGGGGAUCAUCUGUAUCCUUGUGAGGAAAAGACAAAGCCAGGAGCACAACUCCGAGUCCCUUGUGACUAGAGAGGCCCUAGUCUAACCCAGCUUCCCUCUGCUUCCUUGCAGUUGGAAAAGGGAACGCCAAGCCAGACAAAACUCCAGAGACCCAGAGAAGAACAGACCAGAAAAUGGCCACUUAACUGAAGGUGACAACUGACAACAUCAGAAUCAAGAGACUUGUACUCUCAAGAAGCAGAACUCUUAUAGUUCUGAAGCAUAUAAUCUUGUACAAUCCUGAGUUGUUUCUCCCAUCUUUUAUAUAUAAAGAUACUAUCUGGGCCAGUAUUGAUAACAUGUUGUACAAGGCAGUAUGCAUGCAGAAACUGAAGGCUAGCCUGAGAGCAGAAACAGGUACAAUGUACAUCAGGUGUAUGUAGGGAUUUGGGUUGGGUUGGGUGGGGUUGGGUUGGAUCCAGCAGGAACUGAAUAAUAUAUGUAUAGACUUAGAUGUCUACUAUUAGUAAGUGCAUUUGUAGACAAUCUCUCCAAACUCCUUUACAGUAUGUACGUUAAAGAGGCAUCACAAAUGCAUUUCAAGAGGCAGCACUAAGUUCUUCUGAAGGAUUCUAGUAUGUUGAGAGCACUUUUUUUUAGACAGCACCUUUAACACACAGACUUUAUUACAUAACACUGUAACGUUAGUUCACCUUUAUCCGCGGGGUAGCCUAUAUCCAUUGUUUUUCAAAACAGGGUAUUUAGGCACAUGAAGUUGACGGGUGGUAGUCUUAAACUGCAAUGUACAGAAAAUAUUGCAAUUUUAAACCAACGUCCCUCAACGUGAUAUCCCCAAAUACCCGGUUUUUAAAAGCAACGGAUAUAGGUUACCCAACGGAUAAAGGUGAACUAACGUUACUACAACCUGUGUGAAUAUGAAGACUGUCAAAACUAGAAAUCCUGCUAUAGGCGCUGAUCGAAGAAUGCAGCACACAACACCAUUUGUACAAAGCAGACUGGAGAAUAUCAUUAUCAUCAUGAUCGUAAACAAACGUAGCAAGUAUAGGUAAAAAGGCUUUCAAAAAAAAAUUGUUAGAAUUCAUGCUUAUUAUUAAUAAGCUAAAGGUUAGAAACAAUUUUGUAGAAGAAUGUUGUUUGCAUGCAUGUCAGAUUAAAAACAAAAUUCAGCACUGUAAACAUUAUGUACAAGUCAACCCAGUACAUCUUUUCACGACAUUGGGUUUGACAAGCAACUUUGUGACAAAGUCGCCAGUAAAUUAUGUAAUAUAAGUACAUAAUUUCAAUGUGGGAUGGAUGGAUGUAUUAUUACUGAGUAAAUACAAUUAAAGAAAAAAUUGAUACCUGAA